AUAUGUUUUUCAGUAUCUGUGUGUAAAUAUAGCAGAAAUUACCCUCUUUAUAUAUACUCUGUUGUUUUCCCUUUGCUCUUCAUAUUAUAAUGUGAGAAUUGGGUUGACACAUUUCUCCACCAGUGAAAUCUUGAGAAAAUAAAGCUUCACUGACUCCACAGGCCAACAUGGGUGUUCAAUACAGUUCAUUCUCUCAAGGGAAGACUACCAGUGCACAUAAUGAGCCCAUUCUUUACUAUCAAACAAAGCUGCAGUGCUGCUUAUGAGUCCGUAGCAAACAAAAUUAUACAAAAUUACAGUAGAAGUUUUAGUGUGAUUUGCAAAUUAGUUCAGUUCAGGUCCUAAUCAGCAUAAGUGGACCGCUACACUUUGUUCCCUAAUGAGAUGAAACUCAAAACAUCCCUGGACUUGAAAUGAGAAAAUAUCCACAUCAAAAGCCUCUUGCUGUGCAUUUAAUCAUAGACUAAAUCUUGGCUUUUUUCUGAAUAGUAAUGGAAAUGAGUAAGAGCAUACACACAACUGUUUUUUGGCCUUCCUGUGUUUCCAGGAACUGUUGUAAAAAAAAAAAAAAAAAAGCAAGGAAAAAAAAGCAAUACCAUGUGUAGACAUAACAUAUUAAAACAAAUAUUAACAUUUCUUUUAAAGUAUAAAGUAAAUAUUUCUCAGCCAUGACGUUAAUCAUAUCACAUAUUACUUCUAUGCAUGAAAAGGAGCAAAUUUGUCGUGUGGGUUUUCCACGAUGAACACAAUGUCCUUUCGCAAUUUCACUACCAGUCACAUCUUGUUCUCUGUAAUGAUUUGAGUGUGUGUGGUGUGAUAUUAGUAACUUGAACCCAAAAGCACAGAGUGGGGCUUGUGUGUUUUCUUUUGUGUCUGUCAUCACAGGCACUCUGUUUAAGCAUAUACACAUAAUUGUCCAUGCAUCUGAACACACACACACACGCACACACACACAUAUGCAAACAUUUCCACUUCACAUUCCAACACAUGAAUAUCACAAACCAGCAGUCUUCUACUCCUUGCUUCACAUUUGUGGCUAUAUUUGUGUGAUUGCUGAUGACCGCAGUGAGACUUUGUGCAAAUAUCUGCGACCGAGCUGGAGGAGCUGCUGGUGGAGAGACAGACAGAGAGAGAGAGAGAGAGAGAGAGAGAGGCCAUUGUUCAGCUGUGUGUGCUUGUGUCAGAUAUGACGACAGGAUGAAUAGCUGAAGAACCUGAUUGUGAAUAGUUGUAAUGUGACUCGCUCCUCUUACAAGUUGUGUGUGCGAGAGAAAGAAGGAAGGAGAAAGAGACGCAGUCGGCCGGGGAGUCCCGUGUUUUAAGUUUCAAAGGCAGGGAACUGCAGUUUGUUCAACUUAAAUAGUGGGAGUGAGUCUAAGCUUUGUUGAAAGUGGAGCAAAAAUCAGGCAACUUUUAGUGUCUUUGCAUUAGCCUGCAGUUGUGCUUCUCUUUCCUCAAAGCAGCAACAGGGGGCAGGGUGCUGCAAGGCAGGGAGGGUAAUUGUCUCAAGGUGUGGAGAGAGCACAGCAGGCUGAUAUUAUGCAGCUGAGAUCCCUGCAGUGUGCCAUUGCAAUGUGUGCGAGUGUGUUUGUGUGUGGCUGAAACACAGGUAAAAACUCAGCUCAGCAAGGAGGAGGGAAUUUAUAAAGUCUCACAAGAAGCUUUUCAUAAAAACAGCAGAAAGGGGGUCUAUUAUUGUAGAAAUAAUAAAGAAAAAUACAUAAAGAAAGAUGUUUAGUGGGCUGGGAGACAUAUAAACAAACAACAAAUGAAAAACAAAGAAAAUAGAGAAAAGUAACACACGAGAGAAAUAUGAAGCGUACAAAGCCACAGGCUGUACACGUUGGGAAGUCGGUGUAUGUGUGUGUGUUUGUGUGUGUGGAGGGGGGUGUUAGAGCCCCACUGGGGGUUUCUUCCAGAGUUCAUCCCUCUUGAACGAGGGAAGGAAAGGGAGGAGGGUGAGGCUGUCUAGUACACAAAAACUAUCCAGACUCCAGGCCAGUGCGGUUCGCCUGCAGCAGAGACACACUUCACUGGGACUGAAGUAUCCAAGUAUCUCCAGGAGGCUAACAGAAUCCAUUAGAGGAGCGGUAAUGAAAGAAUUGAAUAAGAUAGGAGCUCAUGCCAAAACCAAAUCAAAACACAGACAGAAGAACCCAAAGAGAAAAAUAAACCUUCAUGCAAUACACAGAGGACGAGAUGGAUCACUAUUAACUGAGAGUGAAACAGAAACUGAUGUGUGGAAAAGUUCAGCAUGGAAAGGUCAGAAGUUUGAGCCGAAAUGAAAAAAAUGGAUAAUUAAUCGUUAAGAGGCUCAUUAGAGAGAAAACAGGGGUCUUAAAUCACAAACUGUCAUGUUACAGGUUUCCUCUGAAGAAAUGAACAGCUAUGUGUUGUGACUUAAAUUACGUCAGUACAUAGUAUUUAAGGAAAAUCUGAAUCAGUUUGAUGACCAAGUGUGUACACACAAACAACAAAUCUGACUCCUGUUUAUCCUUACCUCUCACAUAUGAUAGAAUAAAUACAUGCAUAUAGAAAUAUAAAAGUAAAAGUAUGGUAAAACAAACAAAAAAAAAAUCACAAAAUUGAGUGUAAAGACCAAAUAAUGCUCAUUUAAAAAAAAAGAAGAAAAUAAUGGAGUGUUCCACAAACAAUAUGAUCUAUGACUGUACACAUGAACUGAUUUUAUUGCUGAUCCAGAAUGAUAUAAAACCCUCACUAGUUUCACUAAUAACAAUUUGAUACAGACACUCAUAGAUGCUAUGUAAAAUAGAUAUUUAAGUGUCAUUAAAACAGCCAUUUCAUCAUCACAGGAUUGGAAAUAAUAAUAAUGCCACUGUAGAUGUACUGAGAUACAGUUAUCAGUUAUCGCUCUGAUACUGACCCAAACAGAUGCAUCAGGAAUCAAUGAUGAAGAGCUGAUUUAUUUAGUUCAAUUCUGUUAUUUUAAGAAAUUAUCAAAAAUUAUAUACACAAACAAAAAUCACAAAAUUGAAUGUAAAGACCAAAUACUUCUAAUUUGAAAAAAAAAAAAAAAAAGAAUAAAGUAGAGAGUUCCAAAAACCAUGUGAUAUAUGAAUGACUGUACACAUGAAGUGAUUUUAUCUGGUAUGAUAUAAAACCCACACUAGUUUCACCAAUAGCAAUUUGAUGCAGACACUUAUAGAUGCUACGUGUAAAAUAGAUAUUUAAGUAUCAUUAAAACAGUCAUUUCAUCAUCAGAGGAUUGGAAAUAACAAUAAUGCAACCGUAGAUGUGCUGAGAUACAGUUAUCAGAUAUCGCUCUGAUACUGACCCAAACAGAUGCAUCAGGAAUCAGUGACUGACGGCUGAUUUAUUUACCUCAGUUCUUUAUUUUAAGUAAUUAUCAAACAAUAUAUACACAAAAACAGGAAUAUCCCAACUCAUAACAUCAAAUAUUCAUCAAUAAAUAAUCUUUAAAGUAAUUCACUGUUCCACAAAAUACCUUCUUGCACAAAUAAAGUAGGAGGAAUUUCACUCUAUUUUCUCUUUUUCUUUAUAGAUCUGUUUAUCAUGAUCUGUGUUUAUACUUCAUUAGCAUAUUUAUUUACUUAUUUAUUUGCUUGGCAUGUUUCUUUCACACUGAUUAAAAAGACAUCCUGUUGUUUUAAUGAAGCAGGGAACCUUUAUUGUUUCAACAUCAAUGAACAAACUAGAGCCUCAACAUAUUUACUGACAGAUCAUCAUGUUAGUAAAGUUAUUUUCUUAGUCUUAAGUGCUAUUUAUUCCAAAUUUAUGUAGUUUAUUUAAAAAUGGGAACAGAUCAUAGAACAGGAAAUAUCUAGAUGGAAAGUAUCGCUAUUUAAAUAUUUAUCAUCACACCAACUGUAAAUGCAAAAAAUGUGUGUGCACAAGUAAUUGAUUCAACAGUACCUUCAGCGAUAAUUAAACUUUAAUAAUAGGCUCAGAAGUUUUGUUUUUGUUUUACUCUGUUUUUCAUCCAUAUUAAUAAUUCCCAAUCCAGGUAGGUAGGACUGCUGGGAAAUAACACAACUCAAGAAUAAAACAUUACCUUUUACUUAUUUAGUAGCUGUUUGGUUUAAUACUUCAUGAACACCUCAGAAUUAAUUUAGAAUGUCAUUUAGUUAUCAAUAACAUUAGUGGGUGUUUAAUUUGGGGGAAUAUGAGGAAGCACCUAAUUCUUCUGUCCUUGUGCAGACAUCCUCCUCCUCCUCGUCUUGAAGGUAGAAGUUAUAAUUUUUUAAAGUCUAUACUCCCUGCUGUGACAGUACAUGAAUAAAUUAAAAAAAAAAAAAGUUAACUCAGGGACAUGAAGAAAAAAGAAACCGUGCAGGGAGGGUGAGAAUAAAGGUGAAGAGUGUUUGUUUUCAUUUGCAGAAUAUGAAAUAUGAAGAGGCCAGUUUGGAAUUUUUGAGGGAGAAUAUUGGGAGGGAAAGAAAGUGUUUCACGUGGCCAAUCAGAGAGCGGUUCCACACCCACCCAGGGUCUAAAUCCCUCCCUCUUCUGCCUCCUGGACCCCACCCCCUUUCUGUGUGUUGGGAGAACGUGCAGAUAGUUGGCUCUGUCUGUAGUGGAGUGUGAGAGGCCCACAGAGCCGGCAAGAGGGGAGCUGAGAUCAGUUACAGCAGCCACAGCAAAACAGACGAGCAAGAGAGUGAUCUAGAAGAGUAGCUGGAGCUUUAGAGCAGGGAUCUAGGUCAGAGUCAGAAGAACAGACAGACAGAGAGGGAACACCUGGACCAGCAGGGCAUUGAGUUACUCUGAGUCACUAGAAGAAUCCUCUGAGUUUUUUACACCUCUGCAGAAUAACAUCAGAGCACUGUAGCUGUGUGUGAGUGGUCUGUGAGGAGCAUGUUUGACUGUAUGGAGGCUCUGGGGUUGGCCCCGAGGCCCCUCUUUGAUGUGUCCGGACAAGGCUCCUGCAUGCUAGGCAAGACCACCCCUUACUUCUCUGGCCUGGACCCCUUUGCCUGGGCUGGGACAGGCAGCGUUCAGUCGGUGGAAACUCAGAGCACCAGUUCAGAGGAGAUGGUACCCAGCUCUCCAUCACCUCCUCCUCCUCCUCGUGUCUACAAGCCAUGUUUUGUGUGCCAGGACAAGUCGUCUGGUUAUCACUAUGGAGUGAGCUCCUGUGAGGGCUGCAAGGGUUUUUUCCGCCGAAGUAUCCAAAAGAACAUGGUGUACACAUGCCACAGAGACAAAAACUGCCAGAUCAACAAAGUGACCCGCAACCGCUGCCAGUACUGUCGACUGCAGAAGUGCUUUGAGGUCGGCAUGUCUAAAGAAGCGGUGCGUAAUGACAGGAACAAAAAGAAGAAGGAUGUGAAGGAGGAGGUGGUGCUGCCGGAGAACUAUGAGCUGAGUGGAGAACUGGAGGAGCUGGUGAACAAAGUCAGCAAAGCUCACCAGGAGACCUUUCCGUCUUUGUGCCAACUUGGAAAAUACACCACAAAUUCAAGUGCUGACCACAGAGUACAGCUGGACUUGGGCCUGUGGGAUAAGUUCAGUGAACUCUCCACUAAGUGCAUUAUAAAGAUUGUGGAGUUUGCCAAGCGGCUACCAGGCUUCACUUCUCUCACCAUCGCUGACCAGAUCACCCUCCUCAAAUCUGCAUGUCUGGACAUCCUGAUGCUGAGGAUAUGCACACGUUACACUCCAGAACAAGACACAAUGACCUUCUCAGAUGGUCUGACCCUCAACAGGACUCAGAUGCAUAAUGCUGGAUUCGGUCCGCUCACAGACCUGGUGUUUGCCUUCGCUGGUCAGCUGCUGCCUUUGGAGAUGGACGACACAGAGACGGGGCUGCUCAGCGCCAUCUGCCUCAUCUGCGGAGACCGUAUGGACCUGGAGGAACCUCAGAAAGUUGACAAGCUUCAGGAGCCACUGCUCGAGGCUCUGAAGAUAUACACUCGCCGCAGACGCCCCAACAAGCCUCACAUGUUUCCUCGCAUGCUGAUGAAAGUCACAGAUCUCCGAGGAAUCAGCACCAAAGGUGCAGAAAGAGCCAUCACACUGAAGACUGAGAUCCCAGGCCCGAUGCCGCCUCUGAUCAGGGAGAUGUUGGAAAACCCAGAGGCCUUCGAGGACAGCAGUGACUCAGGAGACAGCGGCGCCACUGCUCCCCCGGCCAUUCAAGCCAUCAAACAAGAGGAGAAGUCCACAUAUGAGUCGGCCGUCGAAGAAGAGGAGGAGGAGGAAGAGGACGACUACUGGGACGAGGAAAAAGAGAAAGGGGCAAACAGUGACGGGGAGCCCUGGGGGGAGCCCUCGACAGUUGCACAAAAAAAAGGUGCGACUGGGAAAACACAGUGAGGGAGACUCCAUGACGCUGCCUCCUCCUCCUCCUCCAGACCGGCAAUAUCACCUCCCAGAAACCUCACACAAUGGCUCUUACACAACAUCAUGUUGCAUUCAACAUGUAGUGACAUUUUUCUGUAUAUAUGAACUUUAAGACAUAAAGUGUUAAGUUCAUUACAAGACACGUGAAUGGGAGAAGCAAAAGCACUAAAUACCAGUAGGUCAAGGAGAGCGCCAUGAAAAAUCACUGUGCCAAAAUGAAACUGUCUAAAUGAUAUUUCAAGGGUUUCGUCCACACAAAGAGGAACAAAAUGUGUCGGACAGAAGAAAUGCACUCCUCUACUAUCCAUAAGGGCUAUGCUUUGUAUAAAAUUGAUGGUAAAAAAAUACAUUGCAACGACAAAACUCUACAUGUUGCCCAAUCUGUCUUUCUCAGAAUUCCUUUUGUUACUAUUCAGAGAUAUGCUACUUAUUUUUUUAUUGUAUGUUUUCUAAGCAUGUACAUGUUUCUGUUCUGUCAUUUUGUGCCUGUUUGAGGGACUUAGCAUUGGAAUUUUUUUUUUGAAUAUUAUUCUCAGUCCUGCCCGCACUUGACUGGACAGAUGUGCUCUUAUUCUUUUCUUUCAUUUCAUGUAUUUCUGUUUUAUUGGACAGACUGAAGAAAAAUAGGGCAGAAAGAUCAGGCUGAGAUGUAACGGGCCAUGAGCAGGACUCAAACUCACAACAGCUUUAGAAAUUCUGAAAACCUCUGUCUGGACAUAUUAGAAAAAUUGCAAUUAGAACUCGGUACUGGUGAUCCAAAGAGACACAAAGCACAUGCAGCAACAUGUUUCCAUCGAUCCACACACAGUAACAUGCUUACAAUAAUCUUGAAAUAAUCUGCAGGGUAGAUUUAAUGUCAUGACACAAUCUCAGGUUGAUUCUAUCAGGGCCACAUCACACCAGUCAAUACAGACAUUUAUUUGAACUCAAGCUCUGACAUAAAUAUUCCAUCUUUUUAUAUGUUAAAGCCUUUCAGCAGAAAUUGUCAUGACAUCACAGACCCAAGCAAUUUAUUUAACAGAAAACCUCAGGUGUGUAUGUGUGUUUGUUUUUGUGUGUGUCUAUCAGACGGAGAGCGCAGUCAUUCCCAAUCUGGACGAGUGUGAUUUUUCUGCCACAAUGCACAGUGGGAAUUCAUGCAAAAAUAAUAAUAAUAAGUGUAUUAAAGCAGCAAAAAUGGUUUUAAAAGAACAAUGCGGUGCCAUUACAAGCUUAGCAAGAAUUAAAUGAUCAAAUAUACAGAACGAAAUGUCAGAUCUGAGGCUGCAGCCGUCCAACGUCACUGAAAGAUCAGAUGAUUUUCCAUCAAGUGAUCUGUCACAGACUGAUAAUGUGUGUCUAUGUGUGUUGUAUCAGUUUUGUAAAAUAAAUGCAUAUAAUUUCUUUUUCAUCAAAGCUAUACAACCUUUUUAAAGUGUGUAUAGUCGUCAUUAUUUGAAGAUACAUAAGACAAUGUAAGACUUAUUGAGCUCCACAUCAGCACAUUAUCGUUCAUGACAUGAGAACGGUGCAGCAACACAGGUGUGAAUUCAUGGAAGCUACAACAUGAUGUGAAAAAAUAGGAUAUUUGAUGCGUGUCACUCAAUGAUUGAAGUAGAUAAAAGAAAGAAUGGAGAAGUAAAUAUAUGUGGGGCAGGAAAGCAGAUCUGUUGGAAACAUUUCUGCAAAUACACCAGCAUUUUUGAAGGAAUGGCACUAUGUACAA
Sphaeramia orbicularis (orbiculate cardinalfish) is the source of this 8026-nucleotide messenger RNA. RefSeq names its product retinoic acid receptor gamma-A-like. Gene Ontology annotation, molecular function: RNA polymerase II cis-regulatory region sequence-specific DNA binding; zinc ion binding; nuclear glucocorticoid receptor binding. Lineage: Eukaryota; Metazoa; Chordata; Actinopteri; Kurtiformes; Apogonidae. Gene Ontology annotation, cellular component: nucleus; transcription regulator complex. The coding region runs from base 4834 to 6294 and encodes 486 amino acids. Gene Ontology annotation, biological process: retinoic acid receptor signaling pathway; regulation of transcription by RNA polymerase II; cellular response to corticotropin-releasing hormone stimulus. The record is from RefSeq and is a predicted model, not a curated record. The transcript has 8 exons.